AUGGCAACUCAUAUUUGGAGCAUUCUCACUAAACGUAAGUCGCUUUGGGUUGACUGGGUGUAUGAUUACAGGUUGAAAGGCAAGAGUUUUUGGGUAUGUAAAAUGCCUGCUAAUUGUAGCUGGAGUUGGCGAAUGCUCCUUCAGCUAAGGCCUUUGAUGCGGGAUCAUUUCAGGGUUCAAAUCGGGGAUGGGAGAAUGACUUCAGCCUGGUAUGAUUCGUGGUCCGAUGUGGGGCCGCUGGGCAAUUUCAUUUCUCCUAGGAGAAUAACAAAUGCAGGGUUUCGUUUGGAGGACUCGGUUGCGGACGUUUUUGAUAAUGGGGAGUGGCUAUGGCCAGCCGCGUGGUGGGAUAUCUUUCCGGUCCUUAUACAACUUGAUCCGAUCCAGUUAAGUCCUAAUAAAAGAGAUACAAUCAAAUGGAAGGAUGGGAAUACGAUGUUGGAGGUAUCUGCUUCGAAUAUGUGGCAAACGGUUCGACAUAAUGAAGCGGAAGUGGAUUGGAGCAAGUUAGUUUGGUGUGCUAAAUGUAUUCCUAGGCAUGCGUUUCUCAUGUGGCUGAUUAUGAGGAAGAAAUUGCUAACCCAAGACAUUAUUCUACAGUGGGAUUUAUCUCGCAGGAAGAAUAUGAAUAUGAUGUGUUGCUUGCUUUGUUAUGAAAAUCAUGAUUCUCACAAUCACUUAUUUUUUGAGUGCAAGUACUCAUCGAAAAUAUGGAGUACGGUUAGACAAAAAGUGGGUAUGGAAGAUGUUGAUCCAAAGUGGGAUGAUGUGGUGGGAUGGCUUUUGAUGCGUGUUAACUCCAAAGCGGCCGGUAUGUAUGUCAGCAGGAUUUUAGUAGCGGCUACUGCUUAUUUUAUUUGGCAAGAAAGAAACUCUAGAUUAUUCAAGAAUCAGUUAAGACCUCCGGAGCAAUUGUGUCAAGUAAUAUUGGAUACGGUUCGGUAUAAACUCAUGGGAGUUCGGUUGAAGAGAACUGAUAGAGUGGCAACGCUGUUGCAGGAUUGGGAUAUUCAUGAUGAUGGAUUCGAAGGUGGCUGA
Helianthus annuus (common sunflower) is the source of this 1038-nucleotide messenger RNA. RefSeq lists its product as uncharacterized. The record is from RefSeq and is a predicted model, not a curated record. Lineage: Eukaryota; Viridiplantae; Streptophyta; Magnoliopsida; Asterales; Asteraceae. The transcript has a single exon. Bases 1 to 1038 code for a protein of 345 amino acids.